AUGUCAGCCGCUACUCCUUCAGAGGCUACCAUGGAAGCCACUACCGACUCUGUCAUGGAAGAGGGCACUCCAGUCAACGAUAAUCCGAUCCCCAUCGAUCUCUCGAGCGCUCGCCGAGCCAAGACCCCCGAGGUCGAUCCCGCAGGCUCUUCCAGUCUCUCCUCGGCUGCCUCCACUCCUACCAAGCCGGCGUCGGAGCGCCACCGGGCCACUCCCAAGGAACCGAAGCUCAUCUCCCACGCAGCGGCAAAUAAGCAGCUUCGAGGUCUGAUCGUCGCCCACAAUGAGACGUCAAGGGAAUACAAGAAAGUGUUGGGACUGUACAAACACCUGACCCGCGAAGAGAACGCGAUCCCGAUAAUUCUCGAGGCAUGCGUUAGUGCCACCAGCGAAUGCCUCGUGCAAGCCAUCGAGGAUGUUGAGGCGCUUGAGUCUGGCAAUCCGCCGAGAAAAAUCCCCUACCCGGCCGACAUGAUUCCCGAGCUUCUUGCCGCCGUCGAGACGGCCGAGGCCGAGAGAAACGAAUUCUACGCUGAGAAUCGGCGCUUGUUCGUGCAAGUUGCUAUUCUAGAGGAGGAGCUCCACGCUCUCAAGGCCAAGGUGAACGUUGCCAAACAAGUUGAGCUUGACGCCAGAACGCGAGAGGGCCUGCCGGUUCUCGCGGCGGCCUGUCAGAGACCUAUUGCGCCUUCUGGGCUGCCGGUCGGUACCGGGACUCCGAUCAAUUCGACACCGGCAGCUGUCCGACGACGGAAACUGACUGGCGAAGCGCCUGCGACAUCGCCUGCUUUGCCGGAGAGUAUCAGCCAGAAUUCGACCGAGCGAAACUUCAGAACGGGAACGUGGACUUUAAGCUUGGAUGAUCCUCAGACACCCACAAGAAACUCUAGUCGCUGA
Messenger RNA from Colletotrichum orchidophilum, 897 nucleotides. RefSeq lists its product as uncharacterized. The record is from RefSeq and is a predicted model, not a curated record. Lineage: Eukaryota; Fungi; Ascomycota; Sordariomycetes; Glomerellales; Glomerellaceae. Bases 1 to 897 code for a protein of 298 amino acids. The transcript has a single exon.